Knipowitschia caucasica is the source of this 219-nucleotide messenger RNA. The record is from the annotation of a GenBank genome assembly. Lineage: Eukaryota; Metazoa; Chordata; Actinopteri; Gobiiformes; Gobiidae.
AUGGGGAACAGCAAGAAGGUUGAUGUCCAAGUAACGCUAUCACAGCCCAGUGCUCGGAGCGCCGGCCGCUUCUGUCGCCGCACCUUUGAGCUUUUGUACUUUACAGAGCGCCGUGGACCGCCGUCAUCUGCGUCCAAGCGCUUUUGUUCCAACAGCCCCUCACUGAAACCGGAGCACUUUACCCCCGCGAGCGCAACAAAACACCGCAUCCCGACGUAA